Messenger RNA from Galeopterus variegatus (Sunda flying lemur), 629 nucleotides. RefSeq names its product coiled-coil domain-containing protein 180-like. The record is from RefSeq and is a predicted model, not a curated record. NCBI's taxonomy places the organism in Eukaryota, Metazoa, Chordata, Mammalia, Dermoptera, Cynocephalidae. The coding region runs from base 20 to 586 and encodes 188 amino acids. The transcript is spliced from 5 exons.
CCCCACAUAUUUCCAAGAAAUGGAGUCUCUACACACAGUGGAAGAAAAAAGACAGGAAGAGCUGGACAAAUUGAUUGGGAUGAACAGGGAGAAGCUGGAGGAAUUCACCAGGAAGUACGGCCAGUUUUUCAUAGCCAGCUUGGCUGCCUUCACUGAGAAAUUCCUGCUGCAGCUGGAUGAAAUAGUCACCAUUGACGAUAUCAAGGUUCCAAGUAUGGAGCCCCCCAAGCAGAAAACAUCAGUCCUCAUACGGAGGAAACUCGCUGGGCUCUCACUGGAGGAAGAGAGCGAGAAGCCCCUGAUAGAGCGUGGGAGCAGGAAGUGGCCAGGAAUCAAGCCCACUGAUAUCACCAUCCAAAACAAGAUUCUCCUCCAGAAAACAUCCUCAGUAACCACCACCAAAACGACCCUGGGCCACCUGGCGGCCGUGGAAGCCCGAGAUGCUGUGUACCUGAAAUAUUUAGCAUCAUUUGAGGAGGAGAUGAAAAAGAUCCAGGACCACGCCACGUUGCAGGUGAAGGAGGCUCAGCGCUGGAAGGACAGCUGGAGGCGCUCCCUGCACACCAUCCAGGGCCUGUACUUGUGACACCCCCCACCCCACCCCAAAUAAAGGCUUGUUUUGUACAGAC